AUGACCUCCCAACACAACGACCUGACAGCCUCGCACUCCUCUGCGGCCCACGCCUCCGAAAUCGCAUCCCUCGACACGCAAAAGUUCCGCACCGCGAAGGCCGCCUCAGACGCCGAGGUCGAAGCAGAGCGCCUCGCCGCCCAGGCCGCCGACCUCGCCGCGCGUCUACAGGAGCUCGAGGUUCAGGGCGUCGACGGCGCCGCGGACGAGGAGGCGCGCAGGAGGCGCGCGCGCGACCCCCUGGAGGACGAGGUGUUGCUGCGACUGAGCGUGUACCGCGGCCUCGGCAUUGAGAUUGAGCGGGACGAGAAGGAGGGCGGUGGCGGAGAGGUCUUCUCUAGAGCCGUGGUGCGGAAUGACCGCAAGGGGGAUGUGCAUGUGGUCAACAUGGACAAGAAGUUCAGCAAGUUUUUCUAUGCCAACUAUUUCUGGCAGACCUUGUAA
Molecule: messenger RNA, 444 nt
Organism: Verticillium alfalfae VaMs.102
Lineage: Eukaryota; Fungi; Ascomycota; Sordariomycetes; Glomerellales; Plectosphaerellaceae
Exons: 1
Coding region: 1-444 (147 amino acids)
Source: RefSeq, a predicted model, not a curated record